GAGAACUGGAGACAGUCAGGAGCACACGGUGAGAUCAGCCAGAGUGGAAACAAAGAACUUCAGACUUGAGACUUGACACAUCCAUCAGCAUUAAGCAGAGAUGACCUCACUUUGCAGGAACCUGGUGGCUCUUCUCUUUUUUGUCUUGCCUCCCAUGCAUUCCCAUUUCUUCACCAAUGCUGCGUCUGCUUCCCCACCCAUCACCCGUCCACGGAUCAUACACAUAAUUGACACAGGCUCAGAAGGCCAGGAUGAUUAUGACUUUAAUGACGAGGAAUAUGACACCACCAAAGCUCCUCCUAGGGUGGUGAACGUCCCACAGAUUCACCAGAAACCCCAGCUCUGCGAGUACGACCCCUGCUCGGAGAACCAGGUUCCCUGUGCUACACUUUCAGAGCAAACUGGGUGCCUCUGCCCUGGGAUGAGUGGAGCUAAUGUACGUCCUCAUCCACCACGUAUCCAAGCGCUGGUGCCAGUCAGUGAGGGGAGUGACAGAGGGAAAAUACAGGUGCAGUGGUGUGCUCCAUCUUCAGUGGUAUCUGAGUACGGAAUAGUCAUCGAGGGAAGGGACGGUGAAGUCCCAAAGUUUGGGGAUGCUUCACGGCGGGGUUUGGUGACAUCUUUGGAAGUGGGAACUAAAGUGUGUGUGGUGGCAGUAAACAACGCAGGAAUCAGCGCUCCUUCAGAUUUUUCAUGUAAGCGGUAUGAAUUUCGUGAAUCUUCUGACCACACACUGAUGGCCUGGAUCAUAGGAGGAGGAGUCGCUCUCCUUUUACUGGUUGUAAUAGCAGCUCUGAUCUGUGGGAAGUAUAAGAAGUUUCGAAAGGGAAAGCGUGACUCUACUGAUGGACUUACUAAAGUACAUGUGGAACACUGUGAUCUGGACAAAUGCAGUUCUGUAGUGGCAUAAUCAGUGACUGUAGAAUUUAAAUAUUAUUUAAACUCCUUCAAGGAAUGUGUAAAUAUGAGUGAAUAUGACUGUAAAGUUGAGGAAUAAUGUUAACAAAUCAUUUAUUAUGCUACUUUGCAGCCACCACAGUUUUAUUUGCUGGCAAAUUAACCUCUCUAGAUCUGUAAUAUUUUUUUAAUCUAUCAAAGACAGAAUGUAAAGUAAAUGUUAUUUUUUUAGAUAGACACUGCUGAGUGCUUUUUUAAAAAUAAAAUCAU
This is a messenger RNA of Pelmatolapia mariae (spotted tilapia), 1167 nucleotides long. Its product is annotated as leucine-rich repeat neuronal protein 4-like. The record is from RefSeq and is a predicted model, not a curated record. Gene Ontology annotation, molecular function: protein binding. The transcript is spliced from 2 exons. Bases 101 to 910 code for a protein of 269 amino acids. Lineage: Eukaryota; Metazoa; Chordata; Actinopteri; Cichliformes; Cichlidae.